Molecule: messenger RNA, 1179 nt
Organism: Alternaria arborescens
Lineage: Eukaryota; Fungi; Ascomycota; Dothideomycetes; Pleosporales; Pleosporaceae
Exons: 2
Coding region: 1-1179 (392 amino acids)
Molecular function (GO): 6-phosphogluconolactonase activity; protein binding
Source: RefSeq, a predicted model, not a curated record
AUGCUCACUUCACAUUCUCUCCUUCUACCGCUGUUCGGUAGUGCCGCAAGUGCGGCGAACCUGUGGGCGACUCACUACUCGGGCACGAUCAACUAUCUGUCGUUCGAAAACAAUGCCUUGACUCUAAGCAAAUCGAGCCCCACAGGAAACAACUUGCCUAGUUGGAUUACGUAUGACAAUGCCGGGAAAGCGCUGUACAUUCCGGACGAGGUCUUCUAUGGGGCGAGCGGUGGAAACUUGGUCUCUUUCGCCGUUGGUAACAACGGCACUGUGACUGCAGGAGGCAAGGGUUCUACACCUCUCGGUGUUGUUGCGACAGCGCUAUAUGGCGGUGCGGAUGGAAAGAGCUUCAUUGCAAACGCUCACUACCAAUCUUCACAAUUGACAACCUUCAAAUUGCCUUUGACCGGAGGACAACCGCUCCAAACAAUCAAGUACACCGGCAAAGGCGUAAACCCUUCUCGACAAGAAGCUCCCCACCCGCACCAUGCCUUUGUAGACCCAUCUGGCGACUUCCUGGUAGUACCUGACCUUGGAACUGAUCAGAUUCGGAUCCACAAGAUCGACCAGACCUCUGGAAAGCUUACAGAGUGCGCUUCUGCGAAGCCGCCUCCUGGCACAGGACCACGACACGGUGCCUUCUGGACACCAUCGGCAGCUAACUCGCGCGUUCGUCGAGCAGCUGAAGGCACCACUCUCUUCAUCGCCAAUGAGCUUUCCAAUAGCGUGUCAUCGUGGGCGGUGUCAUACCCUUCAUCAGGAGACUGCAUGUCUCUGACUCUGAAGCAAACCCUGACGCCGUACCAAGGCAACGCCACCGCCGUUCGCGGUACCAAGGUCGGUGAGGUCAAGGUCAAGGGUAACUUCGUCUACAUCACAAACCGAAACGACAAGAAGUUCAACGGUAACGACUCGCUUACCCAAUACACCAUCUCCCCCAACGGAUCCCUCACAUGGACAGCCAACACUUCGUCUUAUGGCACGUACCCGCGUACUUUUGACAUCAACAAGGCUGGUGAUUUCGUAGCCAUUGGCGAUCAGACCACUUCGAACGUAGCUAUCGUACCCAGAGAUCCAAAGACUGGUAAAUUGGGAGAGCGCGUUGCGGAUCUUCGGAUUGGCGCUGCAGGCAUUCCGGAGAACGAGGACGGCCUCAGCGCUGUUGUCUGGGCCGAAUAG